CAAGGAAGCGGAAGAAAAAUGUCAGGGUAUCUGCUUGCCACCAUGUAUUACCUCCUCAUUCAAAAAUGUCACUGUGUGGGCGUGGCAGAUCCCAAUACUGAUCCUUAUUGGAACAUGUGCUCGGUUACAGAGCGACAUUGUGGCAUCAAUAUUACGGAUUCGACAAAGCAACAAGUGAAAAGAAGUACUCUCCCAGAGGCAUCGGUCGAAAAAAUCUAUUUCAGAAAAUCCUUUGUCAAGCCAUUCGUUGUCUACUACGAAAAGUUCCAAAGAGACACCUCAAAAUUGUCAGUUAUUGAAAUCGAAUCCCUGGAAAGGAGCUUUUGUUCAGGGUCCUUGGUUAGUUCACAGCAUGUGUUGAGUGCUGCCCAUUGCGUGUGUGUUUUCAAGAAGGAUUGUGCCAGAAGCGGAUUCUUGGGUCGAUUUGAAGUGCAAUAUGAUCCUACAAAGCACAUUACUCUAUGGGUGGGCUUAUCUACCAACGACUUGGAAUUUAGAUACAAGGCGUUUCCAAAUAUUCUGGAUGCCAACUACAAGGUGUCGAGUGUCCUUCUCCAUCCGUUGUACCAAACCGAAGGUCUAUUCGAUCUGCACGAUAUCUGUAUCCUGAAGCUGUCAAGACCAGUUUGUCAGGCCCCUAAAAUUCAACCCAUCCAUCUUCCAACGCCGGAGAUCUUGGAACGGAUCGGGAACGGUGGCAGUCCCAUGGGAAACCUAACUUACGGGUCUGGAUCUGUUUUGGCUCUAACGUAUGUUCAUACCGGUGGUUACGGCAUUUCUAAUGAAGACAAACAUACAUGUAAGACUACUCGAAAUGGACCAGCACCGUUCCAAUACUGCAAGUUUCCCUUCAAAGUUAAGCUACCGGAGGAAUCUCACCUUCAGUGUAAAAUCAGGGAGAAAUUAUUUCACGGUUGCGUUCCCAUCACGGAGUUAUUUCCGCCAAAUUAUUAUCAACGCCAAUGUAGAGAAUUUGAGAGUAUCUGGUCGUCGGUUCACAAUGGCACGUUGCAGGGCUUGCUUCACCACAACAACCCAUGGCUGUCACCGCAAAACUAUCAAGUAAUAAAUGAGGCCAAUAACUGCACGAACCAAUGCUACACCUACUACCUCCUCCUCCAAUUUUACCCAGUUUCUUAUUCAAAAUAUGGAUGGUGUGCUACUUGUGAUCAAAAUGCCAACCCUGGUGAACCAAAUUAUUGUGGGGUGGACAGUUCCAAAGAUUUGGAGGCUGAAAUGGCGGUGGCCGAGCCCAAUAGAAAUUGGGGCUUCUGUCAAUGGAAUUGCUCAGAUAGGAGUGAAAACCUAGCGUUAAUGCCCAACUAUGAGGAUGGACCCAACAUGUAUCUCUCUGAGAAAGACUGCGCUCAACUCCUUCAGAAUUCCAUCAAUUUGACCACAGAGUUUUGCUCCUCUUACGUGAAUGUGGAGGAUCAACGACGUUUCAAAAUCAAUAGCAAUGGAACCAUCUCACAAGUUCCCUACCGCCUGGACAACUUGGAUCUAAAAUACACCGGAUCCUUUCACAAAUCCAGAUACAUUUGUGAGGGUGAUUCAGGCGGACCUUUGUGGAUCAACUGGCCUGAUGUGCACUACAACGAGACAGAUGUAGAGGCGGUGAUCCAUGAAAAUGGAUCAAGAUCGGUGAAGUUCUUUCACUAUGACAACUAUGAAAAUGCAGAAGAUCUUCGGGGUUCAACCACGUCUUUCAUUCUCGGAGUGACCAGACGAGGUGAAGGCUGCGGUUACUACAACAAGCCAGCUAUUUUUGCCAAGGUCCAAUACUACUUGGAUUGGAUCAAAGACAACAUCAAGGAUGCGGAAAAUUCCACAAAUUUUUGCCUAACUGGUACUGAAGGUUGGAACAAGGAGUUCAACUCGAAUUUAUUGGAUCUAGACAAACUCGUAUUGGAACCGAUUGGAACUCGGGGAAUUUGGAAUCAGAUCGGGAAAGGCAAAUUUUCCCGUUUGACGCGGUAUAAGUUGGUUCAGGACGAUGGAAGUGGGUCGGAGCCAAGUCCCACAGGCUUUCUUGGAAUCAGAGACAUUGCCCUGGAUCUCAACCUGAUAUUUGAUGAUCAUGGGCUUUCUGGAUGAGAGAACUUGGCACAUAAUCAUGAAAACUAAUGGCAUCGUAGCCUUUUUCAUAGCCUCUUUAUUCAUUUACUCUCGAAAGAUCAUAUGUAUGAGUCAUGGGGAAAUCCAAUAAACUGUAAUCUAAUAAGACAA
Messenger RNA from Tigriopus californicus, 2229 nucleotides. RefSeq lists its product as uncharacterized. The record is from RefSeq and is a predicted model, not a curated record. Gene Ontology annotation, biological process: proteolysis. The coding region runs from base 19 to 2097 and encodes 692 amino acids. Gene Ontology annotation, molecular function: serine-type endopeptidase activity. Lineage: Eukaryota; Metazoa; Arthropoda; Copepoda; Harpacticoida; Harpacticidae. The transcript is spliced from 15 exons.